AUGCAAAUAUUUGCAGCUACGCUAAUAACUCUUAUAUUGUCAACUGGAACUCUUACUGGGGACGUUAAUAGGUGCCCUUAUGGGUGUGAAUGCUCGGAAUGGAGAAGAUGUUCUGUUUCUUGUAGUGAUAUAGAGACUAUACCUAUAUUUCCUGCAGACACGGACACACUACAUCUCUUUGAAACAAGAUUGGCAUCUGUUCCCGAAGAUGCUUUUGCCAACAUGAAGAACAUCUCAGUAAUUUAUUUGUCAGUUGAUGACACCCUGAAGAAAUUAGAAAAGCAUUCUUUUUACAGCCUGAAGAAUAUUAUGCAUAUAGAAAUAAGAAAUACCAAAAAUCUGAUGAUCAUCAGUCCUGAGGCUUUCAAAGACCUCCCAAAUUUGAAAUACUUAGGUUUAUUCAACACAGGUCUCACCAUCUUUCCUGACCUGACCAGGAUCCACUCUGAUGAGUCACCCUUUAUUUUAGAAAUUACUGACAAUCUUUACAUCACUGAAAUUCCUGCCAAUGCAUUCCAAGGUAUUACCAAUGAUGUGCUAACAGUGAUGUUAUACAGUAAUGGUUUUACCAAAAUCCAGCACCAUGCCUUCAAUGGGACAAAACUAGAUGCUGUAUAUCUCCAUAGAAACAAGCAGCUCAAAAGACUUGAGGAGAGCAUGUUUGCAAAAGUCAUCAGUGGUCCAUUGAUCCUUGACAUUUCAGACUCAGGUAUCAGCUCUCUUCCAACAAAAGGCCUGGAGUCACUACGGGAACUUGGUGCUCGGAAUGUUUGGGCACUGAAAAAGCUUCCACCAGUCAAAAUAUUCAAGGAGCUAAUGAGAGCUGAUCUGACAUAUCCUAGUCACUGCUGUGCUUUCAAGAACAUGAAGAAACAGAAAGGGUACCUGGAGUAUGUCAUUUGUAAUUUGACUUCCAAGUACAAACACCACCAUAAGAGAUCAAUAGGCAGACUUACAGUCCAAGCCCUCCAUCGUGGUAUAGACCAAGGCAUCAAUCAUCAGGACUUCCACAUUAGCCUAGAUUACCAUGACCUUUUUGAUCGACACCGUGAACAUGACAUGGGAUUUGGGGCUGAACUGAAGAAACCCCAGGGUUUACCAAGUCAGGACUUUGACAGUCGCUAUGACUAUGUUGUGUGUGAGGAUGGAGAGGAAGUGGCAUGCUCUCCGGUCCCUGACGAGUUCAACCCAUGUGAGGACAUUAUGGGCUUCAACUUCCUGCGAGUGUCUGUCUGGUUUGUCAGUCUGUUGGCUAUACUGGGGAACCUGUUGGUGCUCUUUGUGUUACUUACAAGCCACUACAAACUAUCUGUCUCUCGGUUCUUUAUGUGUCACCUAGCUUUUGCUGACUUGUGCAUGGGCAUCUACCUGCUUCUUAUCGCUUCAGUUGACAUUUACACACAGUCAGAGUACUAUAAUUAUGCCAUAGACUGGCAGACUGGGCCAGGGUGCACCCUUGCUGGAUUCUUCUCUGUCUUUGCUAGUGAGUUGUCAGUUUAUACAUUGACCACUAUUACUUUGGAGCGCUGGCAUGCCAUUAGUUUUGCAAUGCGCUUAGAUCGCAAGCUGCGAUUAUGCCAUGCAUCUGCCAUUAUGCUUGGAGGAUGGAUCUUCUGCUUUUUUCUGGCCCUCAUGCCUCUGUUAGGGGUGAGCAGCUACAAGAAGGUCAGCAUUUGCUUACCAAUGGAAACACGCACCUUGAUGGACCAGAUCUAUAUCCUUCUUGUUCUUGUCCUCAACAUUGUUGCUUUUGUGAUUAUCUGUGCAUGCUACAUUAAGAUAUACUGUGUUGUGCACAACCCCACUUAUAACUCAGCCAAAAAGGAUGCCAACAUUGCCAAACGUAUGGCUGUGCUUAUUUUCACUGACUUUAUCUGCAUGGCACCAAUUUCCUUUUAUGCCAUGUCAGCUGUGCUGGACCACCCACUCAUAACUAUGUCCAACUCCAAGAUACUCUUGGUGCUGUUUUACCCACUGAAUUCCUGUGCUAAUCCUUUUCUUUACGCCAUUUUUACUAAGGCCUUUCGUGGCGAUGUAUUUAUCCUGUUCAGCAAAGUUGGCCUGUGUCAGCGGCAGGCCCAGCGCUUUAGAGGCCAAACCCUCUCCUCAAAAGCAAGAAGAGGAGGCUCAAGUAGGCAAAAGAGAGUUCAAAAAUCUGAGGAAAAUCCUCCUAACCUAAUGGACUGUUGA
Messenger RNA from Electrophorus electricus (electric eel), 2190 nucleotides. RefSeq names its product thyroid stimulating hormone receptor (gene tshr). Gene Ontology annotation, cellular component: plasma membrane. The record is from RefSeq and is a predicted model, not a curated record. Gene Ontology annotation, molecular function: thyroid-stimulating hormone receptor activity; G protein-coupled peptide receptor activity; protein binding. Lineage: Eukaryota; Metazoa; Chordata; Actinopteri; Gymnotiformes; Gymnotidae. Gene Ontology annotation, biological process: hormone-mediated signaling pathway; adenylate cyclase-activating G protein-coupled receptor signaling pathway; activation of adenylate cyclase activity.